GAUGGGGAGCAGCCGAGUCGGCGUGGCAACUGCAACCACAUUCGCUCGUCUCCCUCCUUGCUCCGGAGGGAAAAAUAGACAGAAGAGAAUACACAGGCUCCCGGAGCCUACGUACAGUGAUAGGUUUAAGAUACAAACAAUGAACUAUGAUGCGUUGCGAUGGCCGUAGGCAUCACACUUCUAUCUCCAUUGCCUUUGCCUUCUUCCUCGGAUCUCUGUCUGUACUGGGCCGCCCUUGAUCCUUCCUCCUCCUCCCUCAGCUGUGGCCAGACGGACGCAUUACAUAAAUUGAGUUCUGAACGCUGCAAUCUGGACUGAUUGGAGUGGUGCCAGAAUUUAAUCGAAAGAGAGAGGGAAUGCUAGUUGUUUCCAGAAUAAUGGGGCACGAGAAAUGUGAAAGCUACUUAGUUUUUAGUGGUGAAACUGCGCUUGGAGACUCCUUUAGAACGUUUCUAUAUUUUCUCGGUCUUGCUUAUUGUUUCAUCGGAUUAUCAGCUAUUACUGCUCGAUUCUUUCUCUCUAUGGAAAAUAUUGUUAAGCACAAAAGAGAGGUAGUGGAAGUAGAUCCCAUUACGCAUGCUAAAGUUAUUAGACACGACAAAGUAUGGAAUUACACAAUUGCAGACAUUAGCUUGCUGGCUUUUGGAACUAGCUUUCCUCAGAUAUCAUUGGCCACCAUUGAUGCUAUACAAAACAUUGGAAACCUGUACGCUGGAGGUUUGGGUCCUGGAACUCUUGUUGGUUCUGCUGCCUUCGACCUUUUCCCAAUACAUGCUGUUUGUGUAGUAGUUCCAAAAGCUGGAGAGCUGAAAAAGAUUGCUGAUUUAGGAGUAUGGCUUGUGGAAUUAUUUUGGUCCUUUUGGGCUUACAUUUGGUUAUACAUAAUUUUGGAGGUAUGGACUCCAAAUGCGGUGACUUUGUGGGAGGCCUUGUUGACAGUAAUUCAAUAUGGAUUGCUGUUGAUUCAUGCUUAUGCUCAAGACAAACGUUGGCGCUAUAUUUCUCUUCCUCUUGCAAGAAGUGAGAGGCCAGAGGAUUGGGUGCCGGAAGAGACAGAUUCUUUCAAACAGGAAAGCCAUGACUAUGAGGAGUUCUCUGAGACCGGUCCUUUGUAUGCAAGAGUGCCUGCAACAGACAAUGCUAUUGAAACCAUUGACAAUGCUAAGGAAACAAUGUUGGAUGAUGUUCAUUUUUUUAUACUUUGGAAACAGCAAUUUGUGGAUGCAGUUAUGUUGGAAACAAAACAUUCCAAAAAGGACAACAUCUAUCUCCGCGCAGCUACAAUCUUCUGGCAAUUCCUCCUUUUACCAUGGAGACUUCUGUUUGCUUUUGUCCCUCCAUGUCAUAUUGUUCAUGGCUGGAUUUCUUUCAUCUCCUCUCUACUGUUUAUCAGUGGGAUAGCUUACAUCGUGACCAAGCUUACAGAUAUGAUAAGUUGUGUUACAGGAAUAAAUCCUUAUGUUGUAGCUUUCACAGCACUAGCUUGCGGAACCUCGUGGCCUGAUUUAGUAGCAAGCAAGAUAGCUGCUGAACGCCAAACAACUGCGGACUCUGCUAUUGCAAACAUUACUUGCAGUAAUUCAGUGAAUAUAUAUGUGGGCAUUGGGGUUCCAUGGCUGAUUGACACGGCGUAUAACUUUGUAGCGUAUAGACAACCUCUGCGGAUCAAAGAUGCAUCUGGCCUAAGCUUUUCAUUGCUUGUUUUCUUCUGCACGUCUUUCGGGUGUAUCAUUGUUUUGGUUAUUAGGCGACUAGUGUUUGGUGCAGAGCUAGGAGGGCCAAGGCUCUGGGCCUGGAUUACCUGCGUCUACUUCAUGUUCCUCUGGAUUAUUUUUGUUGUGCUAUCUUCACUCAAGGUUUCUGGGGUCAUAUAGAAUUAUAUUUCAGAUUUUUCAAUUAUAGAGGUAUACACCCAUCUUAUGCCAAUGCCAUUUGCAUCAGUGCAUGAUUUAUACUCUACAUUUGUGCUAUGUCACAUCUUCAGUCGUA
Prosopis cineraria is the source of this 1989-nucleotide messenger RNA. Its product is annotated as magnesium/proton exchanger. NCBI's taxonomy places the organism in Eukaryota, Viridiplantae, Streptophyta, Magnoliopsida, Fabales, Fabaceae. Gene Ontology annotation, cellular component: membrane. Bases 357 to 1874 code for a protein of 505 amino acids. The record is from RefSeq and is a predicted model, not a curated record. Gene Ontology annotation, biological process: transmembrane transport; metal ion transport. The transcript has 9 exons.